Molecule: messenger RNA, 1047 nt
Organism: Oryza sativa Japonica Group (Japanese rice)
Lineage: Eukaryota; Viridiplantae; Streptophyta; Magnoliopsida; Poales; Poaceae
Product: nucleosome assembly protein 1-4
Biological process (GO): nucleosome assembly
Cellular component (GO): nucleus; chromatin
Molecular function (GO): chromatin binding; histone binding
Source: RefSeq, a predicted model, not a curated record
AUGGCUUACUGUUUGCGGCGGCGGGUUUCUUAUGCAGAGCUCUCAUCGGAGGACAAGGCUAUCCUCGUGGAGACGCUCAAGAACAAGCUGCAGGCGUUGGCGGAGCAACAUGUUGACGUGCUCGAGAGCCUGGCACCCUCGGUCAGGAAGCGCGUCGAUGUGCUCAUGGAGAUUCAGAGCCAACAUGAUGAACUAGAAGUGAAGUUCUUCGAGGAAAAAGCUGCUCUAGAAGCUAAAUAUCAGAAGCUUUAUGGACCAUUGUACUCAAAACGUUCUAAAAUUGUGAGUGGUGUUCUUGAAGUACAAGGCGAGACCGAAGAAAGAGAGGAAAAGGGUGUUCCAGAUUUCUGGCUCAAUGCAAUGAAGAACAAUGAGAUUCUUGCUGAGGAGAUCCAUGAGAGCGAUGAGGAAGCUCUAAAGUACCUUAAGGACAUCAAAUGGUGUAGAAUUGAUGAUCCAAAGGGUUUUAAGUUCGAAUUCUUCUUCUAUACAAAUCCCUUCUUUAAAAAUCAAGUGCUGACUAAAACAUACCACAUGAUCGAUGAAGAUGAUGAACCCAUCCUAGAGAAAGCAAUUGGGACUGAAAUCGAAUGGCAUCCAGGAUAUUGUUUGACACAAGAGGUGCUAACAAAGGAGAGUUCAGAGAGCACUAAACCUAUAACAAAGACUGAAGAAUGUGAGAGCUUCUUUAAUUUCUUUAGCCCCCCUCAAGUUCCAGAUGAUGAUGCAAAAAUAGAUGAAAAUACCGCUGAAGAAUUGCAGAACCAAAUGGAACGAGAUUAUGACAUCGCAUCUACUCUCAGGGAUAAGAUUAUACCACACGCUGUUUCUUGGUUUACUAGAGAGGCUGUUCAAGACGAGGAUUAUGGAGCUUCUUGGGUGGAUGAUGAAGAAGAGGAUGACAAUAAUGAUGAAUAUAGUGAUGAAGAUGAACGGAAGGCUAGCAGAGUUGCUGGACAGCAGGGUGAGCGACCUGCGGAGUGCAAGCAGCAGUAGUUUUUCUUUUUCUUUUUUUUUAAUCUUAGUACUCCGAAGUCAGAUGGAGUG